AUCACCAUGCUGGAGAAGUUGUGGUUGUGUCAGAGAAAAAGAAGAAAAACACAAGGAUAAGAAAAAAAAACUAGAAAAUAAGAAAAAAAAAUAUAUAAAAAAGGAAAAAGUAAAUCCAUAACUUCAGAAAGUCAAUUUAACAUUGUAUUUAAAAAGUGGAAUAUUUUUCAUUUCGAGGCUCAAAAUUGGUUAGCGGUGUCAAUUUUUCAGCAUUAGAAAACGGAAAAAACUGUUUUGGGCUCUCCUCUCAGUCCUAACUACGAGUCAUCUUCACCGUCAAAAUCCAGUGUCCAAUCCAAGCUGUGAUCUCCAAAAAACCAACAAUGGAGCUUCACUACUACAGUCAUCGGAACCAAUCCCACAGAGCAGCUCUUGCUGCUGUUUUUCUUCUUCUCUUUCCUCUUUUUUUCCCCAAUCUCUUCCAACCCUUGGGUCGCGCUUCGCCUUCCUUGUUCUCUGAGUGGAUUUCUCCAAGACCAAGGCACCCGAUUUUGCUAGAAAGUGCUUUGCAUCAUAUCACGACAUUAGAAGACCAGAGAGAGAUAUGGUCUCCAUUGCCAAAUCAAGGAUGGAAACCUUGUCUGAAGCCUACAAGAACGGAAUUAUCACCAACAAAACCUCAAGGUUACAUUCAAGUGUUCUUAGAUGGAGGAUUGAAUCAGCAAAGAAUGGGGAUCUGUGAUGCAGUUGCUGUUGCCCGAAUACUGAAUGCAACAUUGGUCAUACCUCAUCUUGAAGUUAAUGCUGUUUGGAAGGAUUCAAGUUCAUUUGGAGAAAUUUUUGAUGUCGAUCACUUUAUUGAUGUCCUGCGUGAUGAUGUAUUAAUAGUCAAAGAACUGCCUACUGAAUACUCCUGGAGCACAAGGGAAUACUAUGCUACUGGAAUCCGCAAUACUAGAAUUAAAACAGCUCCCACCCAUGCUUCUGCAAACUGGUACUUGGAAAAUGUCUUGCCCGUACUGAAGAGCUAUGGGAUUGCUGCUGUUGCUCCAUUCUCUCAUCGUCUGUCUUUCAACGACUUGCCUACUGAGAUUCAGCAUCUGCGUUGUAAAGUCAAUUUCAAGGCAUUAGCUUUUGUUCGUGGCAUCACUGAAUUAGGAGAUACCAUUGUCAAUCGCCUUCGUUACCCUUCAAAACGAAAGGAAAUAGAAGGAGCUGAGAAUCUGCUAGCAGAUGAGACAAGAAAACUGGAACGUGGGAAAUUUGUUGUAUUGCAUCUCCGAUUCGAUAAGGAUAUGGCUGCUCAUUCAGCUUGUGAGUUUGGUGGGGGCAAAGCUGAGAGACUGGCUCUUGCAAAGUAUCGUCAAGUGAUUUGGCAGGGAAGGGUUCCUAACUCACAGUUCACUGAUGAAGAGUUGAGAUAUCAGGGUCGUUGCCCAUUGACUCCUGAAGAGAUAGGAUUGCUGCUAGCUGCUUUGGGGUUUAGCAAUAGUACACGCGUCUACCUUGCUAUACACGAGGUUUAUGGUGGGGAAGCAAGGAUCUCAACUUUGCGCAAAGUAUUCCCGCUGCUGGAAGAUAAGAAGAGCCUUACCUCUCCCUUGGAACGUGCUGGUGUAGCAGGCAAAGCAUCAUUGUCAGCUGCUGUUGAUUAUUAUGUGAGCAUGUACAGCGACAUCUUCAUUUCUGCCUCGCCUGGAAACAUGCACAAUGCUCUGGUGGGACAUCGGGCAUACUUGAACAUGAAAACUAUAAAGCCAAACAUGGUACUGUUAGGUCAGUUGUUCCUCAAUAAGAGCAUGGAAUGGUCAGAAUUCAGGAAGGUUGUUCUCACUGGACAUAAAAAUAGACAAGGACAGAUCAGGUUAAGGAAAGAGAAGCAAUCCAUAUACACUUAUCCUGCUCCUGAUUGCAUGUGCGCUAACGUUUGACCAGAUAUGUAGAUUUUUUUUACCGUGCUCCAAGUUUCGAUUUCAAACGUUAUACAGUUUAUUUCAUUGGGAAGUCGGUCGGUUUAAAUCUAUAUACAUUAAAGAUUCCCAAUAAUGAAACAUUUAUCUUCAUUGCA
Messenger RNA from Benincasa hispida (wax gourd), 2008 nucleotides. Its product is annotated as O-fucosyltransferase 31-like. NCBI's taxonomy places the organism in Eukaryota, Viridiplantae, Streptophyta, Magnoliopsida, Cucurbitales, Cucurbitaceae. The record is from RefSeq and is a predicted model, not a curated record.